AUGGCACGAACUUUGCGUGCUAUAGUACAGGUCUUGCUCUUUGCCUCAGCAGUGUCGCAGAGUUCUGACACUGGUCACUUGACUUCCUCCUCUUCGUCUUUCUGUCCAUCACGAACUGUGAACUAUAUUACUCACAAGCUUCCGCAGCAAUGCCUCGCAACCAGCCGAGCAGUAAAUUCCAGUCCUACACAAGCUGUUAGCAACAGCACAGCGGUUGCUGAGAUUGCCGAGACCUCCACAUCGAUAUCGUACCUCGACUCCCAAGAACCGCAGCUCAAAACCGUAUCUGCUCCCUUGAUAACGUUGACCGCCACGACCCUUCACGAGAGCUUCAGACAGCCACAUGCCACUGUCGUCACAGAAGGACAUACGCCGAAAGAGUUAGCAAUACCUGACGAUACUCUCAGCGAAGACUCGGCAUUGGAGAGCGGCAAUUUUCUCUCCUUUGAAGAAUGGAAGAAACAAAAUUUAAAGAAGGCAGGCCAGUCGGAACAUAUUGCUCAGCGAGAUCAAGGGGAUGGUCACGAACCUCGGCAAAGACCUGCUGGCGUGCAUAAUUCACUGGAGGUUCUUGGGGAAGACGGUGAGAUCGAUCUGGAUUUUUCUGGUUUCGUGCCAGGUCAUGAAAAGUCUUUUCUUGAGACUUCUCGUCCUGUCACCGGAUCGCAGGCAUCAGAACCAGAGGUCACAUCCGAUAAAAAACCCGGGGGCAAGCGUAGGAGCAAGGACGCUGGUCGCACCAGCAAAGAACGAUUCAAUUAUGCCUCCUUUGAUUGUGCUGCAAAUUUCAAGAAGAGCAACAAGGAAGCUAAAAGUGCUCAGGCUGUUCUGUCUGAGAACAAGGAUUCUUACAUGCUCAACCAAUGUUCCGCGCAAGAAAAGUUCAUCAUACUCGAGCUUUGUAAUGAUAUUCUUAUUGACACAGUCGUCCUCGCAAAUUUCGAAUUCUUCAGUUCUACCUUUCGCACCUUCAAAGUUAGUGUUUCCGAUGCUUACCCAGUAAAAGUUGAGAAGUGGAAAACCUUGGGUGUGUACGAAGCUCGUAAUACACGAGAAAUACAGGCCUUUCUGGUUGAAGAUCCGAUAAUAUGGGCACGAUACCUCCGGAUCGAGUUUCUGACCCAUUAUGGCAAUGAAUUCUAUUGUCCUGUGAGCCUGGUCCGUGUCCACGGUACUACGAUGAUGGAAGAUUGGAAGCACUACCAAGGUAGUGCAUCUGGUGAAGAUAGUGAAGAGGACGAGCAGGUAUCUGCUGAAGAGGCUGUGGUCGACUGCUCCAUUAUAGAAGCUGUUGCAGAACCUGCUUCUAUCUCUAGCGAUACAGAUGCGACGUCGAUCACUAUUCUGCAUCCAGAAGCAAGUCAAUUGCCGGAAGACGUAGAGGAAGCGUCAUCUCAAGAGGUGAUGCCACACACGGAUACCACCACUGCAUCAAUACCCCCGAUUGAGGCUGUCAUGUCGGCUCUGGCAUCUUCCAGCACGUGUGUUCCAGAGGACCACACAACCGAUUUACAGAGUGGUGGGAGAAUAACAAGUGAACGAUCGUCAAUCAAGGCGAAAACAACACUGUCGGGUUCUUCUGAAAUCGGGUCUCAACCCACUACGAACGCAAUGCCUUCGUCCAGUAGCACUAGUACGAAGUCUGCCAAAGUUCAGCACGCAAUUUCUUUGGACGUAAAGAAUGUGACGGAGCACAACUCUCAUGAGAUCGCCACAGGAGCAGCUUCGAUGAAGAACAGUAGUCAGGUCUCUCCCAACAUGACAUCUGCGACAAAGAAUUUGAAUACCACUAAUAUUUCGAGCGCAUCUACAAUGAAACCCGCAUCCUCUGCGGUCAGCUUGGACAAGUCGCGGGUGAGCAGUACUGCCACGCAAGCACAACCAGCAGCACCGACCACGCAAGAUUCCUUCUUCAAGGCCGUUCAGAAGCGUGUGCAAAUGCUUGAGGCGAACUCAUCUCUCUCGUUGCAAUACAUCGAGGAUCAAUCUCGGGCCCUGAGAGAUGCGUUCAAGAAAGUGGAACAGCGGCAACUAGCACGAACGAGCAACUUCCUUGAUCAGCUAAAUCAGACAGUACUGAUUGAGCUCAGAGAAUUCCGUCAACAGUACGACCAGCUCUGGCAGUCAACAGUGAUUGAGCUUGAGAUGCAGCGUGAAAGAUACGAGCAUGAUAACAAAGCCAUCAACGUCAGGAUCGGUCUGCUAGCUGAUGAAGUCAUUUUUCAACGUCGAAUGGCCAUUAUGCAGAUGGUCCUGAUUGUUGUUUGUCUAGUGCUUGUACUCUUUUCACGUGGCACGAUCAGUAACUAUCUGGAAUUACCUAUCGUACAGAAUGUCUUGUCAAGGUCACCGAGUUCUCGAUGGCUCAACAAGUCGACUGACACAACACGACGUCCACUCGAGCCAUUACACACUCAACCCGCUCAUCAGCUUCGAUCUGAACGAGGUGGAAUCUUGAAGGGUCAUCAACGAAUGCGAUCUGAAGACUCCGUUACUGACACACAAAGUGGUAAUGAUAAUUAUGCACCUCCGACUCCCGUCAGUGACUACGGUCAGCGUGAUGAGCUCCUCUCGAAAGACGAAAUCAACGACCCUUUCGACUCUGAGAAAGAGGCAGCCAAAUACGAAGAUCCUGAAUUUGAUCCCAGCACGAUUGAAAGACCCGCUACGAGCCCUCCGACGCUGCGCGUCAACGGUGAAUCAUCAAGCAUUGCAGGAACUAUUGAGAUGUCCGAAGACGACAUUGAUUCUCCCGUGGCCAAUAGACUUCUGAGUCAUCCUGCUACCGAUCAAUUCCUGCAACAUCCCUUAGCCUUGCAUGAUGGAUCAUCUGUACCCAAGCAUCUCUCAUGGGAUCUGCCAGAUGGAUGA
This is a messenger RNA of Lithohypha guttulata, 2871 nucleotides long. RefSeq lists its product as uncharacterized. The coding region runs from base 1 to 2871 and encodes 956 amino acids. The record is from RefSeq and is a predicted model, not a curated record. Lineage: Eukaryota; Fungi; Ascomycota; Eurotiomycetes; Chaetothyriales; Trichomeriaceae. Gene Ontology annotation, biological process: protein folding in endoplasmic reticulum. The transcript has a single exon. Gene Ontology annotation, cellular component: cytoplasm; membrane.